This is a messenger RNA of Heterobasidion irregulare TC 32-1, 351 nucleotides long. RefSeq lists its product as uncharacterized. The record is from RefSeq and is a predicted model, not a curated record. The coding region runs from base 1 to 351 and encodes 116 amino acids. NCBI's taxonomy places the organism in Eukaryota, Fungi, Basidiomycota, Agaricomycetes, Russulales, Bondarzewiaceae. The transcript has 2 exons.
AUGGUCGGUCACAUUGGUCACAGAUUUGAUCCUCGAAUCCCGACUUCCGCAUGCGUCAAUAUGUAUCUCUCUGACGCUAAAAAGGAGAACGCGAUUGAGUCGUCCAUUGUCAUAUUCUUCAGCGACAUCAUUCUUACACGGGCUGGCCGACAAUGUCAAUUGAAGACACUUUCUAAACGCCAUCACCUCUGCAAGCGCUUCGAUACCGAUGCGGCGCGCUUCGAAGAAUACAAAAUGUGGUGCUCGAUCAGCGUUUUCGCUCCUCACUCCGCAUGCUGUGACCCCAGGGCGUCCUGUGUUCGAUUUCGCGCUAUGUUUCGAAUGUAUGGAGUCGAGUCACCUUAUAAGUAG